Onychostoma macrolepis is the source of this 1997-nucleotide messenger RNA. RefSeq names its product OX-2 membrane glycoprotein-like. NCBI's taxonomy places the organism in Eukaryota, Metazoa, Chordata, Actinopteri, Cypriniformes, Cyprinidae. Bases 451 to 1347 code for a protein of 298 amino acids. Gene Ontology annotation, molecular function: cell-cell adhesion mediator activity. The transcript has 5 exons. The record is from RefSeq and is a predicted model, not a curated record.
ACAAACUAUAAAGAUAAAGAAUGUAACAACACAGCAAAUAUAUGAGUGCAUUAGCUGGAAGUGUGUCUUGGUGGAGGCACUGAACCAACUAACUAUUCAUUUAUUGGGGGUGUACAUUAAAACAAUAUUUAAAACAGUUUACACAAAAAUAUUAUUGUAUAUGGCAAAGUUUUGUUUGCAAUAACAAACCUGAUCACUCCAAAAAAAAAUAUAUAUAUAUCAUGAGGUGCCGGUUUUCUGUGCAACAAUAAGCCCAAUAUUGUAAAAGCCCAAAUACUUUUUUAUGGCCACUGCAGCUUUGCUGGAAGGAACUAAAUCUUUGAAUUCAAAAAGCCUAAUGAAUAUAUAUAUAUGUAUAUGGAUAUGUAUGUAUACAUACAUAUACAUAUGUAUGUAUAAAUAAAUAAAGCAAGCAGGCAUUGGUUCAGAUAAACAGUAUUUUUUAUUACAAUGUCAAAUUCCCCUUGCUCUUCUAGUGGAAAUUCCCUAGAUAAGCUAUAUAUAUAUCUACUCAUAGAUAGAAGCCAGACAAUCAUGCUUCGUCUUCUGAUCAUUUUAAGUUUCCUCAGAGGAGCUUAUCUUUCAGAUAUUGUAGCUCAAGGAGACACAGCUGUUUACUUCGGACAGGAUGCUUCAUUCUCUUGUGCAUGGUCAGAGGCGUCCGGUGUCAAACAAGUCACCUGGCAGCGGGUGCGUGAUACGGAACCGGUACAAACUCUGGCUACAUUCAGUGACCUCUUCAAGGAGCAUGUGGAUGAUCAAUACGUCGGAAAAGUCACUUUCACAGCAGCGUCAGUUAAUUCAACGUCCAUUGAGAUCAAAAACACAACAUUUGAAGACGAGGCUUGCUACAUUUGUUCCUUCAAAGUGUAUCCAUUCCAACCUAAACGACAAACCUUGUGCCUCACUGUUAAAGGUAUAUCAGAAAUAACAGCUUUAGUGAAUCCUGCACCCAGUUCUGAUCCAAAUGUUGUAGUCUCAUGUUCAGCCACUGGUAAACCGGCUCCAACUAUCCUCUGGAAAUCUGCAGGGAAAGAGUUGAACAACUUUUGGUCAAGUAAUUUCACGACUCUCAACAAAGACAGUUCAACCACCAUUACGAGCAACCUCACGCUUCCACUGUCACAGUUUCAUGGGAAGUACGUGGAAUGUGUGGCUCAGAGUGGCGGCAUAGAGAAGAGCGACCAAAUCUAUGUGUUUGAUGAAGAUUAUAAAGAGAAUAAAGUCACAGUAAGAAAUUAUAUAAUUCCGAUGCUGGUCUUGAUUAUCAUCAGUAUUGUCAUUUUCGUCAUCUAUCUUCACACUAAGUUAAAUGAUAAACAUCACAAAUCUGCGUAUAUGGCUUGAACUACUGUGCAACUGUCACUUUAUUCAGUAUUUAUGAAUCUUUCUGAUGCUACUUUUGUCAGCUACUAUAAAAGUCACUUCAUGUUUACAUUUGUGAAUAAGCUAAUUUUUAAAUAAUAGUAUAAAUAAUAUCUGUUCACCUGAGAACCUCUGCAUUUCUCCACAGUUUCUACAUCCUGAGUCUGCACUUUAAGUUCUUUCAACCUUGACAUUCAGUAUUAUUUACUGUUGUGAGAUUUUAAAUAAUUCUGUUACAGCUGUCUGUCUUAGAGUAAUAUGCUCAAUUUAAUUUUAAGCAGUAAAUCAUUUUGUAUUUAUUUACCAAUUCAGAACUUGUAUAUUGAAUAGAAUAGAUUUGUUUGUUUUUUGUGCAUUUAUUGUUGUUGUUGUGUGUGUGUGUGUAUGUGUAUGCAAAACCUUUUGUAUAAAUGCAUUUUGUGUGGUUUUCAACAAUUUCAUAUAUGUUGAAUAUAUAUUCUUCUUAUCUAUACUAUGUAUAGUCCCUAGGUGUCCAUAUCCAUUACUGAAACUCUUUGAGCCAGACAUGAAAACGUCUUUCCACUAAUUUACAACAAACUGACAUGCUGUUCAGCAAAGCUGCAGGUCAUCUGUCCAUAAUGCUCAAAGUUCUAUAAUAAAAUAUUCUUGUU